Clarias gariepinus (North African catfish) is the source of this 1809-nucleotide messenger RNA. It is a transcript of the gene utp18, whose product is annotated as UTP18 small subunit processome component. Gene Ontology annotation, cellular component: Pwp2p-containing subcomplex of 90S preribosome; small-subunit processome. Bases 149 to 1717 code for a protein of 522 amino acids. The transcript is spliced from 13 exons. Gene Ontology annotation, molecular function: protein binding. The record is from RefSeq and is a predicted model, not a curated record. Gene Ontology annotation, biological process: rRNA processing. Lineage: Eukaryota; Metazoa; Chordata; Actinopteri; Siluriformes; Clariidae.
UCACCAAACCGGAAGCCAGUGCACGCUGUUGGAAAACAUGGCACAGGCUGGGUACUGAGUGUAGUACUGUGAUUAAAGUUAAAGCGGAGUAGAGAGAGUCUGUGCGGCUGUGACAGUGUUUAAGGAUUAAUCGGCGUUUAAUCGGUGAAUGAUGGAGGGGAAAUCGGCGCGCGCUAAAGUGAAGAGGCCGCGGUUAGAGGCAGAUGGUGUGCGCGUGGACGCAGCGCGUGAGGAGCAGGAGAGGAACAGGCACACGCAGGAGCUAAAGGCGUUAGGGGAGGAGGAGAGCUCUGUGAGGCUCCUGGAGGAGCUCGUGUUCGGGGGGGAGGAGGGGCUGCUGCAGCGCCUACAGCACGAUGAUGAUGAUGAUGAUGAAAAGGAGGAUGAGGACUCGAGUGACUCAGAGGUGGAGAAUGAGGCGAGGCUGCAGGUCCCCACAGAGAGGAGAGCCGUGUGGGAGGAUGAGGAUGAUGAUGUGGAGGAAAAUGUGGACAUGACGCAUCGUUUCCGUAAAGACUUCAUUCGCAGUGACGCCGAAGCGGCUAUGUCCAAACAGAGAGUGCAUCAGCGCCUCAAAGAGCAGUUCCAGAAGGCGAUGGGUGGCGUCCCAUCCUGGGCGGAGUCCACUGUAAAGAAAAGCAAGAGGAAAGGUGAUGAUGACGAGGACGAGGAUGAUGAUGAUGAAGAUAAUGAGUUGAUGCAGAGGACAGGAAACUACAUUGCUGCAUCAGAAACUCUCCCUAAAGGCAUUAUUAAGAUAAAGAAAUGUCUGAAUGCUAACAACGCUAACCCAGGUGAAGGUCGCCUGACCUCGGUGCAGUUCCACACCUCCGCUCAGGUGAUCCUCACCGCCGGUCUCGACCACACCGUCUCCCUGUUCCAGGUGGAUGGUAAGACCAACCCAAAGAUCCAGAGCAUCCACCUGGAGAACUUCCCAGUGAAUAAGGCAAGGUUUAGCGCGGACGGAGAGCAGGUGGUGGCCACGGGCCUGAGGAACAAGCUCUUCUACAUCUACGACAUGAUGGAGGGGAAGAUUAUCCCCGUGCCCAGGGUCAAAGGUCUGAAUGAACAGAGAGUCAAGGAGUUUGAAGUGUCUCCUGAUGGACAGUUCCUGCUCCUCACCGGUUCCUCUGGGUUCCUUCACCUUAUGACAAUGAAGACGAAGGAGGUGGUUCGCAGUGUGAAGGUUAAUGGCAGUGUGUGUGCUGCAGCAUUUAACUCAGAUGGCAGUAAAAUCUUCACCAACUCAGAGGACGGUGAGGUGUUCAUUUGGGACGUGAGGAGCAGUAAGUGUGUGAACCGGUUUGGAGAUGAUGGCUGUGUGACUGCUACAUCUCUCGCUGUGUCUAAAGACGAUCGAUACCUGGCCUGUGGUUCCCAGUCGGGUGUGGUGAAUAUCUACUCCCAGAAGGAGUGUGUGAACAGUUCGUCUCCUAAACCCCUGAAGUGUGUGAUGAACCUGCUGACGGCCGCCACCUCGCUCAGAUUCAACCCCACGUCUGAGAUCUUAGCCAUCAGCUCUCGCUCAGAGGACGAAGCUACGCGCUUGGUCCACAUUCCCAGCUUCAGUGUUUUUUCCAACUUCCCCCUAUUCCGCAAGAAGACUAUCUACAGACCGCACUGCCUCGACUUCUCACCUCACAGCGGCUUCUACUCCAUCGCUAAUGAUAAAGGACAGGCUCUACUCUUCAGGCUGCUGCACUAUACAGACUUCUGAGGACGUGAACAUCACACCUGGCCAGACAAACACAGACACACAUACACACACACUUAUCAAACUUUUAAUAAAAUCAGUUUUUUUAAUCCAGA